Messenger RNA from Vicia faba (fava bean), 1425 nucleotides. NCBI's taxonomy places the organism in Eukaryota, Viridiplantae, Streptophyta, Magnoliopsida, Fabales, Fabaceae. The record is from the annotation of a GenBank genome assembly.
AUGGUGGAAAAGAGGAAGAAAGGUGUUUUGGUAGGGAAAAAGGGAGGAACUUGUACUACUCCAUCACCUACAUGGAGAUUUCAAACUCCAUCUCAACAAAAUAAUAUUGUUUCAAGUUCAACCAUUUCUGCUAGAAAGCUUUGUGCCAAUCUCUGGCAAAUUCAACAUGGUGCCACCACUCUCCGGUCGCGUCUCCUCCGCAAAAACACCUCCUCUAACCAGGUGGCGCCAUUUAGCCGUGCAACUUCAGCGCGGCUACUUAAUGUGCUAAACAGAAUAUGGAGUCUUGAAGAGCAACAGGCAUCAAAUAUAUCAGUGGUGAAAGCUUUAAAAAUGGAACUAGACUGCGCACGAACACGGAUGAAGGAGUUAGUACGGGAGAAGCAAGCGAACGCACGGGUAAUGGAGAAGUUAAUGAAGAAAAUGACCAUGGAAAAGUUUGUUAGAAUGAGUAAAGAACACGAUAGAAUUAAUGCUGCUGUGCAAUCGAUUCAUGAAGAGCUUGAAGAUGAGAGAGCGUUGCGAAAGGACUCUGAAAGCUUGCAAUGGAAGUUAGCUAGGGAGCUUUCUGAAGUGAAGUUUUCAUUCUCUGGUUGUUUGAGAAACCUUGAGCGAGAGAGGAAAGCGCGGAUUCUAUUGGAGAAUUUGUGCGGGGAGUUUGCUAAAGGAAUAAAGAGUUAUGAACAAGAAAUACGCUGUCUUAGGCGCGAUUCUGAAUAUUUUGAAGUUAAAGAGAAUAGCGUUGAUCGGUUAGUACUUCAUAUUUCAGAAGCUUGGCUUGAUGAGCGCGCGCAAAUGAAGUUAGCACAACGUGGAAGUGAUCUAAUUGAGAGAUUUUCGAUUGUUGACAAGUUAGGUUUUGAUAUAGAAACGUUUCUUCAUGCAAAACGUUGCGUGGAUUUGAGAAAAUUCGGUUACUCCUCGCCAAAGGAGCUCAAGGAAAUUCCUCCUAUGGAUUCCCUUCCACUGCAAGAUGCUGCAAGUGGACCUCAAAAUAUGGAUCAGGAAGAUUCCAUUGGUAAUGACUGGUUUGAACCGAAAGAGAUCAUCACCGUUGAAGGACUCAGAAAACUCGGCUCCAGACCGCAAAGAAACAAAGAUACUGUGCUCCAUCGAGAAAAUAAAGGAAAAAAAAGUUCAAUUAAGAAAGAGGUUAUGUCAAAGGAAAUCACUGAGGAGAGGAACAUGUCACAUAACGAUAACAAUACGAGUUGCUUGUUGGAGAAGACAUCGAGUGAAAUGAAAGAAGACAACAUAAAACUGUGGAAAUCAAAGUUGAUUGCUUCAGAUUUUGGCGAAACCGGGGCAAUUUUUUCAACCAAAAUGCCAAAGGGAGUAAAGGAAAACACAUUGAUGGCAAAACUACUUGAAGCAAGACUAGAGAGACAGAGAAGUAGGUCCAAAGGUGGAAAAAGCACUUCUUGA